UUUGUUCGUUUCUGUUUUCCUUUCAAAAAGCCUCGUUGUCCGAAGAUCUUUAGCUGUCUCCACAGCAUCUACUCGCUUCUCAGUUCCUGCCUGCUCUUUGAAUGCAUGCAAGCACUCCCAAGCUGCCAGUUCGGCAGCUUCUCAUUCUCUCAAUAUGUCGCUUUGCAGAACCUAUCGCCGUGACUUCGUACCUACCGUACCUUCCUGAAAUGAUUGAAAGCGUCGGCGUCCCGCAAUCUGAAGUCGCAAAAUGGGCGGGUCUUACCUCGGCCAUCUCGUCCUUUUCCCAGGCCGCUAUGGCCGUUUACUGGGGUACGGCUUCAGACCGUUUCGGGCGCAAGCCCAUCAUCCUGCUCGGACUCACUGCCACCAUGGUCCUGUCUCUAGCUUUCGGUCUGUCGAAAUCGCUGCCUAUGCUCAUCACGUGCCGCGGUAUGAUCGGCUUCAUGAAUGGGAAUGUUGGCAUUAUACGCACUAUGGUGGCAGAGAUGGUACAGGAUAAGGAGCUGCAGCCUAGAGCGUUCAGUAUAAUGCCCAUGGUUUGGACUAUUGGGAGUAUUUUUGGUCCAUCGUUUGGAGGGUCUCUUGCAAGGCCGACGGAGAAGUAUCCUGAGAUUUUUGGCCACUCUUGGUUUUUUAAGGAGUAUCCGUUUGUUCUGCCCAAUAUGGUUGCUGGGUUUUUCUUUAUUAUUGGUAUCUCGACCGGGUUCUUGUUUCUACAUGAAACUCUACACACAAAACAAGGUUAUCGUGAUUCCGGUCUGGUCCUUGGCCAGAUGCUCACUGGCCUUUGCACCGGUAAUUGCCGGAAGGUCACAAAAAGGUUGGAGGAUGAUGAGACGACCCCUUUGCUUGGGGAGCGCUUGCCUGCAUCCAAACACCAGAUCAAGGCCGAAGUGAAAAAGCACAGCUGGAGAGAGGUGCUUAAUCCGCAGUCCGUUUUAAUUCUCUUAGCAUACACCCUAAUGUCAGUGCACACGAUGGCGUUUGAGUCUGUUCUUCCAGUAUUCCUGCACACACCUGUGCAGCACCUCCAGGACAAUCCAGACGUCCAGCUGCCUUUCAAGUUCGUGGGUGGAUUUGGCAUGGUACCUUCAGACUCCCAGAGAAUCGGCUUUUUCUACACCAUAACGGGCUGCAUCGGCAUAGUAAUGCAAUUCUACGUCUUCCCCUUCUGCGCAAAACGCUUCGGUGUCCUAAACUGCGUCAAAGCCUCAGCCGCCGUUUUCCCCAUUAUCUACCUCCUGACGCCUUACAUAGCGCUCGUCCCGGAAUCUCUCCGCAGCAUCUCAAUAUGCCUUUUAAUUUUGUCCAAACUUACAGCAUCGAUUUUUAACUUCCCGGGUAUUACGAUCUUGCUCACGAAUUCCGCAGGUAGUCUCAGUAUUCUUGGAACGCUUAAUGGUGUCGCGACGAGUAUGAGCGCCGUUGGACGCGCCGCUGGGCCUGCCAUGCUGGGCCCUAUAUUCUCCCUGGGGCUCAGGGCUGGCUUCAUAAUUUUGCCUUGGUGGUUCCUUUGUGCCAUUUCUGCGCUUGCUGCAACUCCGAUACUCUGGAUUGUUGAAAGGGAUGAGUUCCAAGAUCAGGAUAUGGGGCAAAGCGAGAGUUCUGAUGAGUCGGAGACGGAGGCUGAACGGGGCACCGUCCAUCCGGCGAAGAGCCAGACCAGGACUGAGAGCAAUCACGGUACCUAA
Aspergillus nidulans FGSC A4 is the source of this 1694-nucleotide messenger RNA. Its product is annotated as MFS transporter. Lineage: Eukaryota; Fungi; Ascomycota; Eurotiomycetes; Eurotiales; Aspergillaceae. Gene Ontology annotation, biological process: transmembrane transport. The record is from RefSeq and is a predicted model, not a curated record. The transcript is spliced from 6 exons. Gene Ontology annotation, molecular function: transmembrane transporter activity. Gene Ontology annotation, cellular component: membrane. Bases 102 to 1694 code for a protein of 530 amino acids.